Messenger RNA from Sclerotinia sclerotiorum 1980 UF-70, 294 nucleotides. RefSeq lists its product with no specific name. The coding region runs from base 1 to 294 and encodes 97 amino acids. The record is from RefSeq and is a predicted model, not a curated record. The transcript is spliced from 2 exons. Lineage: Eukaryota; Fungi; Ascomycota; Leotiomycetes; Helotiales; Sclerotiniaceae.
AUGACUAACCCCCAUGUCCGCCCGCUAGUCUGGGGUCCCCACAAGUUACAACAAAAACUUGAACAAAGUCAUUUUCCAUCUAAUCGGGCCGUCCCAUGUUUUGUCUGCAGCUCCAGACUGAGUUUACAUCCCCGCGCAGCUGUCUAUUCCGUACAUUUAUUGCAUGCAUCGCAGCAGCACCAUUAUGCAGUCGCCCUUCGAGAAAUGCGAAGACUUCUUGGAUCCGGAUAUAAUGACAUGGAUAGCUACAAGAUGGCUAGAGCGUCGAAAGCUCGGGACCGACGGAUCCUUUGA